AACUAAUUAGUUUUACUAACUUUAAUGGAGAAAUUCUAGCAUCAGCAAAUUUGAGUUUUUGUUCAAUAUUUUGUGGCAUAUUUUGUGGCGUGUUCGGACUGUCUCUCUUCCAGAGGUAUAGGGUAUUAAACAAGGAUUUAAAAAGAAGAAUAGUUUGUCUGCCAAAUUUACUUUCCACUCGUCAGUUGGAAGAAUGAAGGAGGAAGAGGAAGAAGAGGACUUUGUGUGUGGGACGUUCACCUGGAGAAUCAACAACUUCUCCAAGCUGAACAACCUAGUGCAUUAUUCUGAUGUUUUCGUCAUUUGUGGUUAUAAAUGGCGGAUCAUUAUGUAUCCUAAGGGGAGCAACGUAGAUUACUUGUCCCUGUUUUUGGAUGUUGCAGAUGCUUCAACAUUGCCAUUUGGGUGGACCAGAUAUGCCAAGUUCAGCCUCACCGUGGUUAAUCAACUUGAUAGCAAGAAGUCAAUCACAAGGGAUUUAUUAGAACAUGAGUUUGUGGCAAAUGAUAGUAACAGGGGCAUUAGAUCAUUCAUUCUUCUAAGUGAGCUUCGUGAUCAUGAUAAAGGGUAUCUUAUCAAUGAUUUGUGUGUUGUUGAAGUCAAAGUUUCAGUUCGUAAUGGUAUUAAGAUUUUAGAAGACCAAGAAACUGGGGAGCUUAUCGAUUUCAGGGGCUUAGGACGAGUAGAGAAAACUUUUGUUCCAUUUCUAGCGGAAGUUUGUUCGUCGUAUCCUUCCUUGCUCAAGUGCCAUAAGAAGAGAAGUCGUCCGUUUAUUCAAUGUGCAUUCACAGCUUUGGGCCGACUCUUGUGUUUUCUGAAGACUACAAAGGCCAAGGAUAUGACCCGUGAUGCUUGUAAACGCCUUCAACUGUUAUGGGAGGAGCUUGAGACCUUCAAAUUUGACUUGGUUUGGCUGGAGCCUCAUGUUCAGUCGGUUUUGGUCAUGAAGAAAAGGGCAGGAAGAGUUGAUAGACUGAGAGAAGAUGUGGAAAUUCUGGAGAAUGAAAUAAAGAGGCAAAGGGAUGUCCUCGCUGCUGCAGAAGUUGAUCUUGAGGCAGCGAAAAGAGACUUGGCAAAGGCAGAAGCAGAGUUCAAGAAGAUAGAUAUGGAUGCUGUGCUAGGCUAUCCAUUAACUUAAUUUACUGUACAAGUUUCUCUUGGGUGCAUAUUUUUGUCUAUUUGACGAAGAUAUCCAGUGUUCAUAAUAGGGUUAAUUACACUUUAGUAUCAUGUGGUUACACCUUUAAAACAUGUUAAUUCUUAUUUUCUCAAUUUUUAU
Prunus avium (sweet cherry) is the source of this 1279-nucleotide messenger RNA. RefSeq names its product MATH domain and coiled-coil domain-containing protein At3g58250-like. Gene Ontology annotation, molecular function: protein binding. NCBI's taxonomy places the organism in Eukaryota, Viridiplantae, Streptophyta, Magnoliopsida, Rosales, Rosaceae. The record is from RefSeq and is a predicted model, not a curated record.